AAGAGGUCAGAAAGAUGACAGAAACAGCUUGUUUGAGUGGAUUUUAAAGUAAAUCUGUAUGACCAAAGAAAGAAAGAAAGAAAGAAAGAAAGAAAGGAAGGAAGGCAGCUUUGCUGGUAAAGUGAGACGACUGGGAACUACUGAAGGAAUUAUCCCUGGUUCUAUGGCACAUGAGUGAGGUGAGCCCAAUGUUGAAAAAUAACUGUAGGCUAAAGAACUCACCUAAAGAACAAGUUAAGCCUGGUAGCAACACUAGCAGUGUUUGGCCACAAAAGUCACACACUGGAGCUUAAAAACACAGCUGGAUUUCAUUGAGUCAAAACGGAUCAGUGCUCUGCAACAAUGCAAAAUAUCCCUCACUUUGGCCAUUUGAUUUUUCUCUAUGCUGUGACUAAGAGUGUUGAAAUAAUCAUAUCUCUUCUUGCUGGCAUUCAGUUUCCUGAGUUAGUUUGAUGUGACACUGUUUGGGGUCAAAUUGAUUUUCAGGUCUUUGCAAAAUGUACUUUGGCAUACAUACUAAGUUUGACAUGUCAUGUCAAGAGCAAGUACACCUAACCCACGGUCAACAUAACUUGGUCCAUGGUCACUGACUAUUUACACAUCAUGUGCUUAAGGGACAAAUAAGAAAUAAUAUCUUCAAAUUCACAACUUUGAUGCUGUUUGGCAUGGUAUGCUUAUUAUGGCUGAUAGGGAGUGGCCAACUGAAGGGGUGGGAUGUAGUGCUGGGAGUAAACAGGCUCACCAUAUUAUAAAAGUACCUGCACACAUCCUUGUUCCUCACAGCACCCAGUGAACUGUCCAGAUCACUUGUUGUUGUGGAGCCAUGGCCAUGAAGUGUACUGCAGUGUGCCUUAUGGCACUGUCCUUGCUUGGGAGCUUCUGCGAUGCUCAGUGGAGCGGCUACAAGCCCUCAAAACCUUACCAGAAGCCAGCAGUUCCGACGAGACAGGAGCCCAUCAAAAAGAUUGCUCCACCCCAGCAGUCAAAGCAGGACUAUGAGAAACCACUCACCUGGGUAUAUCCUCAAGUUGUUCAGCCCGAGCCCCAACCUGCCGUGCCUUUUGAGCUGAGAUAUCCUGUUCCUGCUGCAACAGUUGCAGUCCAGUGCAGAGAGAGUAUCGUUCAUGUGGAAGUUAAGAAGGACAUGUUUGGGAUUGGCCAGUUCAUCAAUACCGCUGACCUCACCCUGGGAAGCUGUACCGCUGUUGCAGAGGACAAUGCUGCUCAAGUGUUGAUUUUUCAAUCUGAACUCCAUGAGUGUGGCGGCUCACUGACAGUGACAGGAGAUUCCCUCAUUUACACCUACACGAUGAACUAUAAUCCCCAACAUAUAGGUGAUUCUCCUGUGGUGAGGACCAGUCAAGCUGCUGUAUUUGUGGAAUGCCACUACCCAAGGAACCACAAUGUGAGCAGCCUUCCCCUUGACCCCCUCUGGAUCCCAUUCUCUGCAGUUAAGGUGGCAGAGGAGUUCUUGUCCUUUACACUGACACUUAUGACAGAUGACUGGCAAUAUGAGAGGCCAAGCUACCAGUACUUCCUGGGGGAUAUUAUUAAUAUUGAGGCAACUGUCAAGCAAUUCUUCCAUGCUCCCCUUCGUGUUUAUGUGGACCACUGUGUAGCUACUCUUUCCCCUGAUGUGUCCUCCAACCCCAAAUAUGCUUUCAUUGAGAACAAUGGGUGUUUGGUUGAUGCCAGACUCACAGGCUCAGCCUCCAGGUUCAUGGGCCGCUCUUCAGAUGCCAAGCUUCAGUUCCAGUUGGAGGCCUUCAGGUUCCAGGGUGUUGACAGUGGAAUGGUCUAUAUCACCUGCCAACUGAGAGCAACAUUAGCUGCGUAUCCCCUUGAUAGCCUCCAUAGAGCUUGUUCAUACAACAAUGGGUGGAAGGAGGCCAGUAGUGUUGAUACAGUCUGUGGCUCCUGUGAGUCUCCCUCAUUUGGCCCAGUCGGUGGCACAUCUGCUGCAAUUGCAAGUGGAGCAUCAACUAUUUUUGCAGGUGGUUUUGGCCCUGGUAGCAGCACUGGCAGUGGCAUUGGCGGUGGCAUUGGCGGUGGCAGUGGCACUGGCGGUGGUGGUGGUGGUGCCCAACCAGUUAUUCCCGCAAGAAAAAUUCGUGAUGUGUCCACAACUGAAGCUUUCGAAUGGGUAGGUGAUAUCGCCCUGGGAGUCUACAUUGGGGAGAGGGCUGCUUAACUCCAUUCCCUGCCACAGUAAUAUCCAUCAAAAUAAACAUUCUCAUUGGUUCAUAGAUCUGUCAGUAUGUUAUUUUCUUUCAUAGUUUUAGCAGAACAGAUUGAACAAGGAAACGACCCCAUUUACUCUGUUAAAUGCAAGAUGUAACAUGGAAGAAACAUGUUGUAAGUGUAAGAAAACAGAAAUCCCUGGGGUGAAAUUAACGUGUUUUAC
Molecule: messenger RNA, 2404 nt
Organism: Solea solea (common sole)
Lineage: Eukaryota; Metazoa; Chordata; Actinopteri; Pleuronectiformes; Soleidae
Product: zona pellucida sperm-binding protein 3-like
Exons: 8
Coding region: 824-2191 (455 amino acids)
Biological process (GO): positive regulation of acrosome reaction; binding of sperm to zona pellucida; egg coat formation
Cellular component (GO): extracellular matrix
Molecular function (GO): acrosin binding
Source: RefSeq, a predicted model, not a curated record